AUGCCCAAACAAGCUUUUUCUCAACAUUGGAAGGAGUUUGUAUGUGGUGGUGGCUCAGCAUUCUGCAAUAUUCUCAUCAGCUAUCCUCUUAAUAAAUUAAUUUUUAGACAGAUGAUGCAUGGUGUAGAAGCAACUUUUGCCUUAAACCAGUUGCAAAAAGAAGGGCUUGGAUAUCUGUAUCGGGGUAUGCUACCUCCAUUAUUGCAGAGGUCAAUAUCUAUGUCACUUAUGUUUGGUGUGUAUGAUGAAUGUUUGGAACCACUUUUAGAUAGAAAAAUUAAUCCAUAUGUUUCUAAAACUAUUGCUGGUGUUGUGGCUGGAUGUUUUGAAGCAACACUGAUGCCAUUUGAAAGAUUACAAACUUUGCUGAUCCACCCCAAGUAUCAUAAUAACUUUAAGAACUCAGCGCAUGCGUUUAGCCAGAUAUCUAAGUUUUAUGGUAUCAAAGAGUUUUAUAGAGGAUAUAUACCAAUACUGUUACGAAAUGGUCCAUCAAAUGCUCUGUUUUUUAUAAUAAGAGAUGAAAUAAAGGUCAGAUUGCCUAAACAAGAGAGCAUGAUUUAUGAGGGCCUACAAAAUUUUCUAGCUGGUGCAUCAAUUGGAGCUUUUCUUAGCACCUUGUUUUAUCCAUUAAAUGUGAUAAAAAUUGGAAUGCAGUGUGAGUUGGGAGGGCCCCAUAGAACAAUCUUGUAUGAAUUUAAUUAUAUUUUACGGAAGCGAGGGUCUAAGUUUGGAAAUUUCUACCAUGAUUCACAAAGGCCACAAUUUCGCGACGACUACAGAUACGAGAAAGUAUUUAAAGUAUUCUACAAACUCCAUACUGAAGCCGUGAAUUGGUACCAGGCUCGCAUACGUUGUGAGGCGGAGGGUUCUCAGCUAAUCGUACCACAUUCCUUGGACGAAGCGGACAGUAUACCGCUCCUAAUAGCUCCGAUAUUGACAAAAUAUGAAGGAGUGUAUGUUGGAAUACAUGAUUUGUACUCGGAACGAUCUUUCGUUACAAUAAAAGGUAGUGGUCUUCACGACACUAUUCUCGAUCUGCUAUGGGAACUGAAACAGCCAGUCCACAGUGGAGGCAGAUGUGUGGCGAUGCGACGCAAUGGUCGCCUCUUUGUGCAUCCUUGUUUGGAACACCUUCCAUUCGCAUGCAAAAUUAAAGCUUCGGAUGUGACGUAUUAUUCGGAAUGUGAUACGUUUGAUUCACGCUGGGUACUAGGCCCCAACAACACGUGUUAUAUAACCCAUUUGGAGCCCCAAACAUGGUACGAGGCAUAUUCCACCUGCCUUAGCGCAGGUGGUCACCUCGCAAUUCUUGACACAAAAGAAGAGGCGGAUUACAUAAGAGACACAUUCAAGCAAUAUGACCAGCACAAAACGCCAGGGGACUUCGCGUUUCUCGGCUUCAGUGAUAUAUUUCAACGGUAUCACUAUAGGACUGUUCUUGGUGAUCCAUUGAAGGAGAGAGCCGUUGACUGGGAUUUCAAGUGUCCAGGGAACUUCACCAAGUUGGAGGAAAGAUGCGGCGGUUAUCGUAGAAGUGGGCUUCUAUCAACCAACAGUUGCAUGAAGCCAUCUAUGUUCUUUUGCGAGAAACCGGCAAAUGGGACGUUUAGAAUAAAGAAUCCCGCGCGAAGUCCGCUCAGAAGUGGGUUUAAGAAAUUACGGAAAGUUUAG
Molecule: messenger RNA, 1674 nt
Organism: Pieris macdunnoughi
Lineage: Eukaryota; Metazoa; Arthropoda; Insecta; Lepidoptera; Pieridae
Source: the annotation of a GenBank genome assembly